AUGGACAUGUUCUACUUCGCUGAGGAGGACGAAGACCUCCACAGCAACCACGACAACAACAAUAAUGACAACGGUGGUGUCCAUCUGCCGGAGUCAAAUCAAUCGUCUCAUUCGACCAAAUCUGACCCGCCUCACCAUUCACAAGGCGACGACAAUGUGAUUUUCGUCACUCGUCCGGCAUCACAGCAGUCAACAUCGACGGUCGAUGUGUUGUUGUCUCCCAUCGACGAAGAGCCCAACGACCGCCCCGAAGACAACACAGAAGGCUACGAACCCAUCCCUCGAGAGCCUGUCAACAAAGUCCAAAACAAGACAUCCGCUAACGCCGAGCUCCCCUUCGUCGCCAUCGAGCAAUACGUCCUCGGUUUCAACGACAUGAUGAGCGGCGCAGUCUCCCCCCUGGACCAGGUCAGCACCGACGUCGACCAAGACGACAACAUUGUCUGCGCCGACGAAUUCGUGCGCCAGCGAAUGCCCUACAAGGUGCUGCGACGGGACGAGCUCUUUCACGAGGGCCUCCCGUUCGUUAACGACCAUUUGUUGUGGGAGUUGCCGGAGGAGUUCAUGACUACGUACCGCGGCCUCGAUCGCGCCGUAGAGGAAUUCUACCAGUUCGACGAGGAGGCCUUUGCGAGCGACAUGGAAGCCGACGUGGCAUUGUUGGGCAUGAUCAUCAAGAGAGGCGGGCUUACUGAGAACAGGGCUCAACAGGUCGUGUACCCUGAGGACAUCGUUCCGUUGCCCGCUCGCGAAAAUCCUCUGCAGGGAUUUGCACAAGAGCUUGAUUCAGAGGACCUGGAGUAUUGGGUAGAAGUGGGGGAUUUAGGGCUGUUCUGGAACGAACUCGACAUUCCCUAA
Messenger RNA from Fonsecaea erecta, 858 nucleotides. RefSeq lists its product as hypothetical. The record is from RefSeq and is a predicted model, not a curated record. The transcript has a single exon. Bases 1 to 858 code for a protein of 285 amino acids. Lineage: Eukaryota; Fungi; Ascomycota; Eurotiomycetes; Chaetothyriales; Herpotrichiellaceae.